CUUUUUUUCUUUAUUAUUCUUCUCCAUUUCUUUUCAUUUUCAUUUUUCUUUCGACGCAAGAAAAUGCUACUCUUCAGUUCCAAUCUCUAAACCCAAAGAGCAAAGGACUUAGCUCUGUAUAUGCAGAAGAAUCCAUUAAACGAUUGUGGGUAGGGUGUAGUUUUUCUCUGAAAAUUUUAGGGGGUUUGACAAAGUUUUUCUGCUGUGAUCACAAGGUGUUUGCGAAAUGGCCUCAAAGAGAAUUUCAGGACUGAAAAUUUUCUUCUCUUCUGUCAACUCGGCCGCUCGAUUUGAUUUAGGACCGUCUGUUGCGUACACGAGCAAAUGCUAUCACACUAGAGAGUCGACGAAUUUGCAGAGAUUUGACCAGAAUCGUUUUCAUAGGCUGUUACAGAAUCCGGGCUUUCAAGGCAGUGUUUCUUUUGCCGGGAUCAACCCAUCGAUUACGCAUCGUUUAUUUUCAUCAUCUGCUAGUGAAGCUAAAGUUAGCAUUCCUCGAAGCACCGAUUCAGGUUUAAAUGGGAGUAAUGGUGGUUCUGGUGGAGAUGAUUGGAUUGAGAAAUUCAAGGAAGUUAUGCAAUCUUCAAUCGAAAAGGCAAAAGAGGCGUCUAACGAAGCAGCUCCACAUAUUCAACAAUGGUUAGAUACUCAGCUUCAUCGCGGAGAAUUAAUUGUACCUGUGGGUGGUACUUUGGCAGGGACUUUGUUGGUCUGGUUUUUGUUGCCAAGGCUUUUUAAGCAAUUCCAUAAAUACUUGGCGCGAGGCCAGAGUGCUUUGUUAGCAGAGAGCUCAUGGGGGAGGUCUUGGUGGGGCCCCGUUCCUUACGAGGAAAGUUGUUGGGGUGCACUGGAGGUUCCGGUUCGAUAUUGUAUAACUUCCAUUGCAUUCUUGGAAAUAGCUACAAUGGUUGCACCAAGUGUUAUUGCUUCGCAGUACGUUGCACAGGCUUGGAAGGGCACUCUUGUCAUUUCACUUUUCUGGUUCUUGUACCGGUGGAAAACAAAUGUGAUUAACCGAGCCCUCGCUGCUAGGACCAUAGAAAGAAAUCAUUUGUUAACUUUGGAAAACGCCUCAACUGUUGGAAUCUUUGCUGUGGGGUUGAUGGUUUUAGCCGAAGCGUGUGGAGUGGCAGUGCAAUCUAUUCUGACAGUUGGAGGCGUAGGAGGAGUGGCUACUGCUUUUGCAUGUAAAGACAUACUUGGGAGUGUUCUUAGUGGUCUCGACGUACAAAAUUCUAAACGGUUUUCGAUGGGCGACACAAUUAAAGUUGGAAAUGAAGUAGGUGAAGUGGUAAAAAUGGAUCUCAGAACUACAUCAUUGGUUACUUCAGAAGGUUUUGCUGUUACUAUCCCAAAUUCUAUGUUUUCAACCCAGCUCCUUGUAAAUAAGACGCCGGCCGAUUGUUGUUCCAUAGUCAGAAAAAUUCGUCUGCAAACUGAUGACAUGGACAAGAUUUCUCAAAUAUCCGAGAAUAUAAAGUCCGCGCUCAGAUCUAAUCCAAACGUGUUCUUGGAAAAGGAGGCCCCUUACUGUAUAUUGUCGUAUAUUGAGGAGGGAUCACACUCAGAGCUGACUGUUGGAUGGAAUCUUAAAAAAAUGGACAAAGAUGCAGUGCAUAAUAUUUUUCUAGAAGUCGGUCGGAUCAUCAAGCAGUGAAGAAAUUAUCGGUUUUUCUUGUCUGAAUCGAGUCACGUGACCAAAUGCUAACCGUGACACUAUCACAAUGUGAACAUGUACCUCGUUUUUACUCACAUUUCGACCGUCUUUUUUGGAUUCUUUUCAAGGAUAUCAAAUGACUGUGUGUGGUAUGUGUAUUUGUGUACGUGUGUGUUAGCCUAUAUUGGAGAUAUAAAUAUGAAAUGAUACAUUUCACUAAGAGCUUAAGCUUUUGGUUGAGAUGGUCAUUCAACUCAGUCCAAAUGAAUAGGUAACGUAGAAUUUUGAGUUGGGGCU
Messenger RNA from Erythranthe guttata (spotted monkey flower), 1954 nucleotides. The record is from RefSeq and is a predicted model, not a curated record. Lineage: Eukaryota; Viridiplantae; Streptophyta; Magnoliopsida; Lamiales; Phrymaceae.